Messenger RNA from Stegastes partitus (bicolor damselfish), 2937 nucleotides. It is a transcript of the gene rcan1b, whose product is annotated as regulator of calcineurin 1b. Gene Ontology annotation, cellular component: cytoplasm; nucleus. The coding region runs from base 369 to 1010 and encodes 213 amino acids. The transcript has 5 exons. The record is from RefSeq and is a predicted model, not a curated record. Gene Ontology annotation, biological process: calcium-mediated signaling. Gene Ontology annotation, molecular function: calcium-dependent protein serine/threonine phosphatase regulator activity; nucleic acid binding. Lineage: Eukaryota; Metazoa; Chordata; Actinopteri; Pomacentridae.
UGUGCGUCACCUCCUUUAUCCUCUGCGCCAUGCUAACUGAAAUUACCCGACAGCUGCAAUUGUAGUUAAUUUUAGGGAAUUCUCUGCGGUUUCAGGUGAGGACAGUAACGAGGACCAAGCGGCCGCCUUCAGCCACGACUGCCUGAGAAAACAUUUCCCCGGAACAUCGUGUGUUUGUCUUGUUUUCCGGCAUCUUCUCACUCUCUGUGUUAGCAUAAACCCGCUAGUCAGCUUAGUGCAGCUUUUAUUCUCAGGAGCAGCUUUGCAGCUUUCUGUUGGCUGUUUGGAGGAAACACCGAGCUGUUUAAAUCCAUAUUAUCAUGAAAUAACGCCCUCAGCUUUGUCGAAAGAGAUAAUAGCAAGUCGUGAUGCAGCAGUCAGAGAAUACUGGAGAGGAGGAGGCCACGGUAGAUGUCCACUUCACCGAUUUACCGAACGCCCUGAUCGCCUGUAAAGUCCCGGAGGAUUUGUUUAAUGAAGGCAGCCUGAAGGCCAGCUUUGAGGCCUUGUUCCGUUCGUUCGACCCGGAGGUGCAGUUCCAGUAUUUCAAGUCCUUCCAGCGGGUCCGGAUCAGCUUCAGUGAUGCUCUGGCUGCCGCUGAGGCCAGACUCCGACUGCACAAGACUGACUUCAAUGGCAAAGAGAUGAGACUCUACUUCGCCCAGUCUGUCCACAUAGGAAGUCCUCGUCUGGAGCCUCCCAAGCCGGACAAGCAGUUCCUCAUCUCCCCCCCGGCCUCCCCUCCGGUCGGCUGGGAGCAGAGUCAGGACGCCACACCGGUCAUCAACUACGACCUGCUGUGCGCCAUCUCCAAACUGGGACCAGGAGACAAGUACGAGCUCCACACCGCCACGCCCACCACCCCCAGCGUGGUCGUCCACGUGUGCGAGGACGAGCGCGGCGACAGCUCGGCACUCGACGACAGCGACCAGGACGACAAGCCCCGCCCCCCGCGGCCCAAGAUCAUCCAGACCCGGCGCCCUGACUACGCACCCGGAGUGGAGCAGUGAGCGACGACGACAGGGAGGGAGCAGAGUGUAACAUUUCAUCCUGAAGUGAUCGGUGAACAUGCUCUCAGAGCUUUGAAGAAGGUUUGGGGACUUUGAGAAGGCGCCCGAGGGUGCUGUCCCGUAGACGAGCAUUUCAUAAGACGGAGAGAGAACACAUAGCAUUGAAUGCUGCAUUCAUGUCCCAUGGGAAUGACAGGACGUAUGAACUUUGUGAUGAUACUGACUCCUUGUGAAUAUAAGGUUUGGAGUUUGACAUGAAAUAAAUAUUAAUUUUGAAGUGUAGGAAAUCAUAUAUGCUAAUGUUUUAACUAUCACGGAGGAAGACUUUGCUGGUUUGUGUUGACAUGAAAUUUACAGAGACUACGUUUGGUCAAGAAAGUCCGUAGACGACCACUCAAGCGAUUUGAAUUUCUUCCCACAUGACAUGAAUGCAGCAUCGAUCUGAUGAGUCAUGUUUUCCUCAUCUAGAGUUUCUGGACUGAACGGACUGAAGAGGGAAACUUUUUUCAGUGGAAUUAUGUUAGCGAUAACCAUGUGACUGUUGAUAUUUGCUAGGGUGCUACAUGUGUCCGUCAGUGAGCUGUAGAGGCUGAGGAGCUCCAUCUUCCACACUACCGGCUUCUGCUUUUUAUUUCCCGAUCUCCCUUCAGAGGUCGUGCUGGCGCUGCAGCUCCCCAUCACUCUUCACUCCUGUUCGAUGUCUGUUUCGCAGCUGCUUUGUGGUUAAAAUGUAAAGUCGAGGCUCGCCUUACUCACAUUCUACGGGCCGUGUUCUGCUUUCACUGAAGCGUUGUUCUGAGAUGAGGAGUUUGCAGCCACAGUCUUGUUCCUGUAAUGACUUCUAACAGUGUUUCGUUUUUUUUUUUCGAUUCUGGUGUUUCUGGUUGUGGUCUAGCGAAUGCUGUUUAAUGAAGCUAAAUGCCUUUUUCUAAAGCUUUUUUGUGUGUGAAUGUAGAACUCACAUUCAGCCCGAGUUCAUCUGAGGGCUACACCGACCAUUCUGUUAAAAAAAGAAAAAAAAGAAAAAGAAAAACAGGGCUAAACUUCUUUUCGCUCCUGCGUGGGCUGAAUAGUAUUCUGAAGUCUGUGUGGGAAAAUACAACCGCAGUACUGUUAUUCAACCGAUGACCCGGAGCCCAGUUUGUCUGUUCUAGUGGGAAUCCAUCUGAAAAAAAAGUGCUCGUACGUGUUGGUGUCCUGUUAUGUUUUUUUGCAUGUGUGGGUCUAUUUGUGUUGCUUCUCCUGUCGUCACGUCGGCCUGCUGCACACACACUGUUGUUACAUUAUCAUGUCCUGACACUCCACAGAUGUUGUUAUUUUCUUUAAGAUUUGUACAAAAUGUUACAACAACUGACGUUUUCAGACCUCACAUGUACCUGCUGAGCUCUUUGUGCUCUAUUCUUCCCUUCUGUUGUGUCAUUUACGAGCUAAAUUUUAACAAAACAUGCACUGUGUAACUCGGUCUUAACACGUGACGACAUAAAAAUUGAAAUUAACAAGUGGAAAUAAUCUGUUUUUAUCUUCAGUUGCUUUCUUGAAGAAGUUGUAACAACUGAAUUAGAUAAUAUAAUAAUUCUGGUUGAAAACAUCUAUAAAAGGUGUUUUGGUCGCUUCAGCAGAGUCAGACUACUCCACCGAUUGCAAAUUGUGCUGGUUAGUUUGGUUCCAAAAAAAAAAAAAAAACUGUAUUUGCAGCUAUUCUCAGUUAUUCCAGCUUCUGUUUUUAGUUGCUUUCAUAAGUUUUCUUCUCGUGGAUCUCGUUCAGGACGUUGGAAAAUGUUUGCUAGUGGAACCAGCACUGUGAAGCAUCAUCUGUCCCGGUGGAGGUUGCAUAAGGCUCUGUUAGUUUAGCUACUUUCUACUAGUUCAUUUGUUUUUAAAAGAAGGAAUUAUUGAAUUAUCAUCAAAUAAAUAUUUGACCAUCUAA